Molecule: messenger RNA, 1281 nt
Organism: Heterostelium album PN500
Lineage: Eukaryota; Evosea; Eumycetozoa; Acytosteliales; Acytosteliaceae
Gene: uap56
Product: DEAD/DEAH box helicase
Exons: 4
Coding region: 1-1281 (426 amino acids)
Molecular function (GO): RNA binding; RNA helicase activity; ATP binding
Source: RefSeq, a predicted model, not a curated record
AUGGCUGAACCAGAAGAUAUUAACAUUAACGAAUUAGCUGAAUACGAGGAUUCCGAUGAUGAAACCGUACAAGAAACCAAUGGAGAUAAGAAGAUUGUUUCUGCAAAGGAUACCCAUGUCGCUAUGCAUAGCAGUGGUUUCAGAGAGUUCCUCUUGAAGCCAGAGCUCGACAAAGUCAUUGGUGACUGUGGUUUCGAACAUCCAUCCGAAGUCCAAAACGAGUGUAUUCCACAAGCCAUCUUGGGUCACGACAUCAUCUGCCAAGCCAAGUCUGGUAUGGGUAAGACUGCCGUCUUUGUCUUGUCCGUCUUACAACAAAUCGAUAUCAAUCCAACUGGUGUUGUUGCUUUGAUCCUUUGUCACACUAGAGAGCUUGCCUAUCAAAUCUGUGAUGAGUUUGAUCGUUUCACCAAGUAUAUGAGCACUGUCAAGACCGCUGUUAUCUAUGGUGGUAUGCCAGUACAGACCCAGAAGGACAUGCUCAGAGACAGACAACCAAACAUUGUCAUUGGUACACCAGGUCGUGUCUUGCAAUUGGCCUCUGAACACAGCCUCAACCUCAAGUCCAUCAAGCACUUUAUCCUCGACGAGUGCGACUCACUCUUGGAGUCACUCGACAUGCGUAAAGACAUCCAAAAGAUCUACAAGUUGACAUCGCCAACCAAGCAAGUUAUGAUGUUCUCUGCCACUCUCUCCGAUCAAAUCAGAGGUGUCUGCAAGAAAUUCAUGCAUGUUCCAUUUGAAAUCUAUAUCAAUGAUGGUUCAAAGCUUACUCUCCACGGUUUGCAACAAUACUAUGUUAAGUUGACCGAGGACCAAAAGAACAGAAAGUUGGUCGAUUUGCUCGACUCUUUGGACUUUAACCAAGUGGUUAUCUUUGUCAAGUCGGUCGAGCGUGCCAAGGCAUUGAAUAGCAUCUUGUCGGAGGUCGGUUUCGCCUCGAUCUGUAUCCAUCGUGAUCUCAAACAACCAGAGAGAAUCGAACAGUACCGUAAGUUCAAGAACUUCCAAUCGAGAGUCAUGGUUGCCACCAACAUUUUCGGUCGUGGUAUCGAUAUCGAGCGUGUCAACGUAGUCAUCAACUACGAUAUGGCCGAGUCACCAGAUACCUACCUUCAUCGUGUAGGUCGUGCCGGUCGUUUCGGUACCAAGGGUCUCGCCAUCUCAUUCAUCACCGCCGCCGAAGACCUUACCACACUCGACCAAGUCCAAUCCAAGUUUGUCGUUUCCGUCAAAGACUUGCCAGAGAAGAUCGAUCCAUCAACCUACAUGAGUGGUUAA